Messenger RNA from Orbicella faveolata, 1363 nucleotides. Its product is annotated as protein NLRC3-like. The record is from RefSeq and is a predicted model, not a curated record. Lineage: Eukaryota; Metazoa; Cnidaria; Anthozoa; Scleractinia; Merulinidae.
AUGGUUACUCUAGUUAAUGCCACUCAGUGCAUUGCUGAAUUCUACGCACAUUUCGGACCUGGGUCCCUAUUGAAUUUGUCUGAAAAUUCCAUUGGUGUUGCUGGUAUAGCAGGUGUCGCUGAUGGGCUCAAAUCUAACACAACACUGUCAGAGUUAAACUUGUCUCGCAAUCGCAUUGGUGAUGAUGGUGCAGUAAAGCUGGCUGAUGGGCUUAAAUUCAACACAAGAUUGACAGUGUUGAAUCUGUCUGGCAAUAAAAUUGGUGAUGCUGGUGCAGCAAAUCUGGCUGAUGGGCUUAAAUAUAACAAAAAACUCACAGUGUUGCAUUUAUCUGACAAUGGCAUUGGCGAUGAUGGUGCAGUAUGUCUGGCUGAUGUGCUCAGGGAAUCCAACAAAACACUAACAAUGUUGUAUUUGUGCGACAAUAGCAUUUGUGAUGCUGGUGCAGCAGGUCUGGCUGAUGCGCUGAAAUCAUCCAACUCGACACUGAACAAAUUAUGUUUGUCUGGCAAUAAAAUUGGUGAAUAUGGUUUAGAUGGUCUAAAAAGUACGCUUAAAACCAACAAAGAACUGACAGUGGAUUUGCUUCCUCCAUAAUCAAUUUCUAGCUGUUUUAGUUUUUUCGUUUUAGAAGGAACACUGACAGAUCAUGUAUGAAAUAAUUCGAAAACAACUGGUAUCGAGGGUGAGUCACUUGAGUGAAUUACCGCCUUGGUACCACUAGAAAGUCCAAGAAGUAAUUAUUUUUGUUAAUCUUCACUACAGUGUUGAAGUGUAUAAUAUUUCCUUCUUUUCUUAAAUCAGGACAAAAUGAAUGCUGACUUGUGUUUAUUGGCAAAAUUACACGAGUAUCAAUUUAAUUUCAGUGAAUCGCUGAAAAUUUCGCAAUUAUUGACCAAAAGAAAAACGUUCUAGGGCUAAAAAUAAGAAUUAGUACACUGGAGAUCAGUCUCCUCUCUCGGAGUCUCUUUUUCCAGACGGAACUGUGCCGAGGACGCCUGGGACUAAUCGACUAGCUAAAGAAAAUACUUUAAGAGAGAUGCUAGAAUUUCUGUAUUGGUAAUGUGCUUCAUUGUUUAGUGUAAAAACUUUUACAGAAUUGUACCUGCUUCUGAUAGUUUAUCAUGUUUAAUAAUGAAUGUAAAUUAAUGAUCAUGCUUAUCCGAGUUCGGUUGUAAUAAUCUUUAUUUACUUAAUAAUUAUACGUUAAUGACUAGCUGUGGCUGCAAAAUACACAAGCCCUGUUGCGUAAAGUAAAUUACUACAUUGGGCUAUAUUCGGAACAGUUGUUAGACGUAGAUGUUGCAAAAGAUGUAAUGUAUGAAUGAAAGUGAAUUGUUGUAAUAGAAUUAUUUUGAAUCUG